AAAAAGGCAAUGCAAAUACCAGUAUCCUUUUACAAAUGAGGACCUUGAGGCGCUCCAAGAUUGGAUUGUAUCACAUUUUAAAGAUCUCUCAAUUAAUAAGUAGGACAGCUGGCUUCAGGACAUAGUGACAUCAGUGCUCUACUUGGGCAUUCUUUCCACUUGUCAGAGGGAGGAAGGACAAGGGAAGAGAAAGAAGGAAGAAGAUGAAAGGAAAAGGAAGAAAAGGAGGGGAGGAGGGAAAAUAUUGCCUCUAUUGUGUUUAUCAUCUGCCAUUCAGUGUUUAGCACAUACAUUAUUGCUUUCAGUCUUCAUAAGAACCUUUGGAAAUAGAUACCAUCCCCAUUUUACAGUUGAGCAAACUAAGACUCAAAGAAGUUCUAGCCCCCUCUUAUAGUUCCACAGCUAGUACUAGAGAUACUCCAGAGACUAUCUUUCCACCACUGCACAAAACUGAUUCAUUCCCAUGCUGUUCAUUAUGUCUCUGUAUUUUUUUAAACGAACAUUGCAAAAUUCACUUUAUUUAUUUAUUUUUUUUAUUUCUAUAAGAGAAACAGGUCAGGAGAACUAAAAAACAAACAAAACUCUGGCCCUGCACCAUGGUGUGUUGGUAGUAUCGACACUCGGGGAAAAUGUAAAUACGUUUCUAGACUAAAGUGAAAGUAGAGAAUUAGAAGUCAAUAUCAAAACUAAAACAAAGCCACAUUUUGUGAAGCACACAUUAAUAGCAGUACAUUGGAUCAAAGGAUGUGAUCUCAUUUCAUAGUAAAACAGGUCCUGCAAGCCCAGGUAACUCAGGAAGCAGAAUGGUAAUUAUUCACAGAAGAAAGCAGGUAGUAUACUGUUACAAUACUACAGUAGAAAGUCAGAAGGUCACAAAGCUUGCAGGGUAACUGACACAAUUUGAAACUGCUUGGCCCCCUUUAAAAAGAAAUAAUAAAAUGGGAGAGAAUGAAGCAAGUUUACCUAACACAUCUUUGCAAGGUUCUCAUUGAUGUUCUCCACUCUUUUCUCAAGUCCAGUAAAAAGAUGGCUUAUCAGAAGGUCAAUGCAGAUCAAAGAGCUCCAGGACAUUCACAGUAUUUAGACAAUGAUGACCUUCAAGCCACUGCCCUUGACUUAGAGUGGGACAUGGAAAAGGAGCUGGAGGAGCCUGGUUUUGACCAGUUCCAGCUAGAUAGUGCUGAGAAUCAGAACCUGGAGAAUCCAGAGACUGCAGACCUCAAUCUUGAUUCCAUUCAACCAGCAACUUCACCCAAAGGAAGGUUUCAGAGACUUCAAGAAGAGUCUGACUAUGUAACCCGUUAUACAAGAUCUGCACCAAAGAGCAACCCCUGCAAUUUUUGCCGCCUUUUAAAAAUACUUUGCACAGCCAUCGUUUUAUUUAUUUUGGGGAUUUUGAUAGGCUAUUAUGCACAUAAAAAUUGCCCUUCAAAUGCUACAACUUCAGGAACACUUGAUCUUCACUUAUACCAAGAGAUUCUCAAGACAAUCCAAGCAGAAGAUAUUAAGAAGUCUUUCAGAAAUUUGGUACAACUGUAUAAAAGUGAAGAUGACACAGAAAUUUCAAAGAAGAUUAAGAGUCACUGGACUUCCCUGGGCCUAGAAGAUGUACAGUUUGUAAAUUACUCUGUGUUGCUUAAUCUGCCAGGCCCUUCUGCCAGCUCUGUGUCUCUGAGCAGCAGUGGCCAAUGCUUUCAUCCUAAUGGCCAGCCUUGCAGCGAAGAAGCCAGAAAACACAGCAGCCAAGAUCUGCUUUACUCAUACGCAGCCUAUUCUGCCAAAGGAACUCUCGAGGCUGAAGUCAUUGAUGUGAGUUAUGGAAAUGCAGAUGACUUAAAAAGGAUACAAAAAAUGAAAAAUACAACGAAUAAGAUUGCACUCCUGAAAUUAGGAAAAUUGCCAUUACUUUAUAAGCUUUCUUUAUUGGAAAAGGCUGGAUUUGGUGGUGUUCUUCUAUAUAUUGAUCCUUGUGAUUUACCAAAGACUGCAAAUCUUAGCUAUGAUACCUUCAUGGUGUCACUGAACCCAGGAGGAGACCCUUCUACGCCUGGUUAUCCAAGUGUGGAUGGAAGCUUUAGGCAAAACCGAUCAAACCUCACAUCCCUGCUGGUGCAGCCCAUUUCAGCAUCUCUCGUUGAAAAACUGAUCUCUUCACCAAACAGCAGAACCAAAAACAGUAUCUGUAGCCCUCUAGAACUGCCAAACAAUGAUCAGAGGAUUGUCAGCAUGCAAAUUCAGACAGUUACCAAAUUCAAAACAGUCACUAAUGUUGUUGGAUAUUUAAAGGGCUUGACAUCUCCAGAUCGGUAUAUCAUAGUUGGCAGCCGCCAUCACACUGCAUACAGUUAUUAUGGACAAGAAUGGGCCAGCAGCACUGCCAUAAUCACAGCUUUUAUCCGGGCCUUGAUGUUAAGAGUUAAGAGAGGGUGGAGACCAGACCGCACAAUUGUUUUCUGUUCAUGGGGAGGAACAGCUUUUGGCAAUAUUGGCUCAUAUGAAUGGGGAGAGGAUUUCAGGAAGGUUCUGCAGAGAAAUGUCGUGGCUUACAUUAGUCUCCAUAGUCCCAUAAGGGGUAACUCAAGUCUAUAUUCUGUAGCUUCACCAUCUCUUCAGCAACUGGUGGUAGAGAAAAAUAAUUUCAACUGUUCCAGAAGAGCUAAGUGUCAAGAAACCAAUGUCAGUUCUGUACAGAUAGAAGGUGAUGCUGAUUAUUUCAUCAACCAUCUUGGAAUUCCCACCGUGCAGUUUGCCUAUGAGGACAUCACAGCAUUAGAGGGUCCAAGUUUUCUCUCUGAGGCCCUUUUCCUUAAACGUGCAACAAAAAUUGAAGAAAUGGAUCCUUUUUUCCACCUUCAUGAAACCAUUACCAAGCUCUCGGGAGAAGUGAUUUUGCAAAUUGCCAAUGAACCAGUUCUGCCCUUUAAUGCUCUUGAUAUAGCUAUAGAAGUUCAAAACAGUCUUAAAGGUGAUCAACCCUACACUCAUCAACUGCUAGCCUUGGCGUCACGCCUGCGGGAGAGUGCUGAACUCUUCCAGUCAGAUGAGAUGCGCCCUGCUAAUGAUCCCAAGGAGAGAAUUCCAAUCCGUGUCCGAAUGCUGAAUGACAUACUCCAAGACAUGGAGAAAAGCUUCCUGGUAGAGCAAGUGCCACCAGGUUUUUAUAGAAAUAUCCUGUACCACCUUGAUGGGAAGACAAGCCAGUUUUCAAUACUCCUGGAGGCUUGGGAGCACUGCAAGUUACUUGCAUCAAAUGAGACCAUUCAGGAAGCCCUGUCAGAGGUGUUGAACAGCAUUAAUUCAGCUCAGGUUUACUUUAAAGCAGGACUUGAUGUGUUCGACAGUGUCUUGGUUGGAAAGAACUGAGAAAACUCUCGGCAUUUUAAGAAGUUUGUUUACAAUUCCUCAAGCAAAAGCUCUAACCAGGUUUUCUGACAUUGAAGACUUUCCCCCCAAUGACUUUUUUACAAUUCCAAAGCUAUUAUUACGUUGUAUUUUUAAAUGUACAUAUAAAAUAGCAUUUUGCACAUUUAAUAUUUUCUUAUAUCUACAUCUCUGAAUAUGUAAAAGCAAGUUAUUGAAAUAAUACCUAAGGUUUAUCUAUUAAAAAGAAAUCUGCUGUAUUUUUAUAUAUAUGAAAUAUUUGGGGGGCAAAGUUCCAAGAAGUUCUGGACAAUCUUCAAUUCUAGGGAUAAACCAUGUAGGAACAGAAGUUAUUCCCUAUGUUACAGCUAUUAAUGACCUAGUUUCUGUAAUAGAAAUGGAAAGUUGAUAUGGUUUCAGAUUAACUUCACUAAUAAGUAUUCAAUAUGAAGAAUUCAAGUAUUCCGACUGAAUGAUUGGUUGACCAAAACCACUUUGAAUGUUUCUAUUUUAUGAAAUGAAGUGCCUGUUCAUAAUACAACUAGAUGUAGUAAUACACUGGUUAUGAAAUUGUAUUUUUUAAAGUAUUAAUGAAAAAAAGAGCCAUAAACAUUCCAGGGGAAAAUCUCAAAGUAGCUGCACAGAGCAAUUUAAAUGCAAAUUUUUUCCUAACAACUUAUAAGGUGACUAGCUUUGAAACCCCUAAUUUGCCUCAGUUGAUUUUGUAAAAAUUACAGGAGUGAUAUAUGUCUUAUGAGGGAGAAAAUAUUUCUUAUUUCUUCUUCUGUUCGUUCUGUAGGAAGCACUGAAACCCAGCUACUCUGAAAUGAAAGCAUUUUGCGUUGUUCUUCCUACCUGUAUCUCUUCUGACACUCCUUCCUGAAAGGCAGUUUUAACAGAAUACCAUGUAAUUUCCACAGGAAAGUAGCAAAGUUUUCUUUGAAAACCCAAACUAUCGUAAAAAGCACCAAACUGCUGUUUCUGCCACUGACACAAAGGACUCACAAUGAAAGAAAUAGCUGUUUGAUCAAUGAAAAACUUAUUAAUUCUGUGAAGAAACUUUUGAUAUUUUUCCUUCUUUAUCCUUCAUUGUGACUAAGAUGCAAAAGUAGAAAAUAUCCAUGCUUCUAAUUUUAUGCAGAAAAUACAGUGUUACUACAAGAGUGUGUCUUUCCCACACUUCGAUUCUUCUCUCAUGUGGAAAAUGAAGUUUUUCAUGUUGACACUGUCAUGGAAUGGCCCUAGCAUCCACUAUUCCCCAAAAGCCUACAAUUCUUUCUAUUGGAUGACAGUUUAAACUGUGAGCUUCUCUUUAGAAAUGUUCUUCUGGUAUUGAAUAAAGCGAUGCCUCCUAGGAAGCAUAUCCUCAGCAUAUUUUAUGUGAACUGUCUGUACCUAACACUGCACUCAAACACACUUCCCGUUUAGAUACAAGACAGAACAAGAUUCCAGACAAUGCUUGUAUGUCUAAACCACAGACAUUUAGAUACAUUCCAGACAAUGCUUGUAUGUCUAAGUCUCCGAUGUUUAUGGAUAAGCAUAAACCUACUCUUCAUUUCAAAGAAAGUGACAGUUGAGGGGAAAGAAUUAAUCAGUAUUGAUUAAUUGAUUUAUAGGGGUCAGCUGUUGCUAUCAUAAGUAAUGUGUAUAAGCUCAAGGCAAAGAGGAGAAUUGAUGUAAUUAGCUAGAUAAUUCAAGCAGAAAUCCAUUUUCAUAUGAAUUGCCUGUGUGAGCAUAUUUUUAAAUGACAAAUGAAACUACCUUACAAUGUUUUUUUUUAAACCAAUGUACUUGCUUGAAAAUAUUUCUCAUGUUGAAGAGUAUCUACAGGGAAAGGUUCCAAGGAGCAGUCACCCAUGAGCCUCAGCAUCAGCUCCCUCUCUUGCUCCACAGAAAUUAGCAGCAGAACAGAGGUGAGAACACACAGACAGACAUGUUUGGGGCCCAAAAAGAGAGUGUUGAUACCAAAGUGUCUCCAACAUUUUAACCAAACUUCGGUGUAUUCAUUCCAGUUCUUCAUUUGGAGUUGAAGUUACUUUAAAACAACAUUUUGGAGUUGGCGCUGAGUUUAAAACAAACAAAAACAAAUAAUUAUUACUUUUGUAGUGUAUCAUUUAAUUUCUCAAUGUUUAUUCAUUUUUUGAGUUAGAGAGACAUGGCAUCAGUGAGGGAGGGGCAGAGAGAGAGGGAGACACAGAAUCGGAAACAGACUCCAGGCUCUGAGCUGUCAGCACAGAGCCCGACGCAGGGCUCAACUCACAGACCGCGAGAUCAUGACCUGGCGGAAGUCUGACUCUCAACCGACUGAGCCACCCAGGCGCCCCCAUGGUUUAUCAUUUUAAAACUCAAUCUUAAAUAAACUCACCCCCUUAGUCUGUAAGACUGUUGAGAGCACAAAGUAUAUGUUUGUACAUUUUGGUUUAAAGAUUGAUUGUGUACCUAGGUAAACCACAUUGCAGAGAUAAAAAUCUCAAUAUUAGUAUCGCCCUUCUAAAUUAUGUGGUAUUUGCUAUUUGAAAAAAAAAAAACUAAACAUAACUAUGUAUUAAUGUGUUUUUAUUCGUCUAUUUAAGAGAUGAUGUGAAGAAAGUAUUAUAAUUAAAACAGAUGUCCACUAAUUCUAUAGAUGCUGCUUUGAUCUUUGAUUGCAACAAACCUCUGACCUAGACAUCAUUGCUAAAUUUAUUAUAUCAUUUUUAUUUCUUUCCCUAACAAAUCCAAGCGAAUAAAAUCCUAUGCAAGUUAAUAGCAAGUGUUUUGGUGAAUUGAUAAUAGGUUUAAAUUGUUGCUGAGAUAUCUGGGUGCCUGGUACCUCUCACAAUCCUUCGUACAUAGAUUUGCACCAGGGCAUAAUGAGUCACAAAAGGUUAUUCUCCCAAGAAAAUGUGGCAGAUGUUCGCCACUUAAAUUUAGAUUCAGGAAGGGUUCACAUGAGCUACUGCCCUUUGUGGAAAAGCAGAGAUUCUCGAGGCAAAAGAGCCUAAGAGACAUUCUGGUCUAAGCCCUAGGAAGUUCCCUUCAGCCAGGGAAAGCAUCAUCACUCCCAUCAGAUAAGUGAAGCCAGAGUGAUUUAGCAGUGUGGAUAUAGUCACAUGUUAGGAGCAAAAACACUAAACUAGAAAGCACUGGAAUUUAAGCUUCUCUGCUUUCUCAUGCGGUAUAUCCAGCUCAUUCCCUGAGGUGCUAGGGUUAUAAAAGAUCUUUUCCAGUGCGUUCUAUGUAACUAGCCAUUCUACCAGAUGCUAUAUGGGCUGGAAUCACUGCUUUUAAUUAAGAACUAGUCAUUCUCUGACUAUACAUGAUGAACAAAACUGUCCCAGGGAACCCAGGAAAAGGACACUAAGACUGGGUAAUGGGGGAAGUGGGGAGAGUCUCUCCAUGACACCGUAAGUCAGGAAGGAGGGCAUUGAGUAAAAGCCCUUUAUGAGAGGACAUUUCAGCUCUUUAUUAAAUCAGCAGUCUAAAUAAGUGUUUCUCAAAAUGUGGAUUUGGGGAAGUGAGGCUUAGGAAUAUUCAUCUUUAGCAAGAUUGCCCAGAUAAUACAUAUAUACACUGAAGUUUAAGAAUUUCUAAUCUAUACCAACCCUGGGUCUUAAGAAAACAUUACUUGGUAAUAUAUCUACAUAAAAUACAGAGUCACAAUAACAGGAGGGACCUAAAGCUUUGCUAUUAAAGGCACCAUUAAAAACAAAGAAACCAUUGUAUCUCUCAAAAAAGGAUGCAGACACAGCUAAUAUCUGUGCUUCCUACAUGUCAGGCACUAUUAGAGACUUUUUCAUACAUUUGUUUCUUCUAAUUGAACCCCUACAAUAAUCAGUUUUAAAAAUGAAGCAAUUUGGUUGAGCGACUUGUCCAAAAUUCUACAUCUAAUAAAAAUGGCUGAGGUGUCUCUCUACCGGGCCCUCUGGUAUGCAGUCCUGUGUUCUUCACACUGAGUUCUGCAGAAAACAUCACAAGAAUCUUUUGGUUUACAGAAAGUUGUAUAGCUGCAACUUUUAAUGUAUUUCUGUACAACUGAUCAGACUAUGUAGCCUGCCACUUUACUGGUUUAAUUAAAGAGUUUGAAGAAACAAAUACACCCUUCCUUAUGAUGUUUGCCCACCCCAGCAAUGAUGGACUUGUGUAGAUAAAUUAGAAGGUAUCUAUAAAAGCAUUAAAAAUAGGUGUACACUUAUAAAAUAUCAUGGCAACUAGAUGUAACAUAGUAAAAAUGAUGAGAAGCCACAUAUUUCACAAUUUCCUCCUCAAAAUGCCUGUAUAAUUUCACUGAAAAAAAGAAAAGAGCAGGUGCUGGGAUUUACAACCACAGUUUUAUGUCAUCCUUAAAGAUGGUAUAAAAACUAAUUGACUUUAAAUAUAUAUAUAUAUAUAUAUUUGUAUAUAUAUAACUAAUUGACUUUAAAUAUAUAUAUAUGGCAUACAAUAAGUUUCCCCUAUUGAAAAAAAUAGGUGCACAAAAAGAAAAUAAACAAUGAUUUGUUACCAUCUGCCUAAUAAUCAAUCCACAACUUUGCCUCAAAUGAAAACUAUAAUUAUUUGCACAAUAAAUUGGUAGACCUAGCCAACAGUGUUCUCAAGAGACAUUCUGUGGAAUGUGUAAUUAAUUACUCCAAAAACUAAGCUUUCUCUGAGGGUAGCACAUUGUCAUCUCACUGGCUUAAUAGGCUAUUUAAAUGUGCCUUCGCCACACACUCCACUAGCAGAAAAGAAUAAUUUUAAACUGUCAAUCCAUGUGUUGAGCGGAAGGAAAAUGGAACCACACAUUCCAAUAAACAUAUCAGCAACGUGACUGUACCAUCACAAGAUCAUGGAUGUAACCCAAGGGAGAACUAAACAAUGUGAUAUUUGAGAAAAGAAAUACUCUGCUUAGCUGCUACUGAAUCUGUAUGUCUUGCAUAAGUUUAAAAACCUCACAAUCUGCUACUCUGAAAGAUUUUUUAAAACUUCAUGGAGUUCUGAGCACCCCAUCAAUUACAAAACACUUUUCAGUUGAGUUUGUUUUAUGCAGUUCAGAAUUACAAGUGACGAGAAUUUGAAAGGACAGUUGCAAAAGAAAUUUUAAAUGUAGCCUUUUCUGGUUAUCACCAUAUCCACUCAAUUUUCUGUUUUCUGUUUCUAGAUAUUCUCUAGCAAUGGGAUUAGACUUUUUAUUCCCCCUGAGAAAGUAAUUUUAGGAUCUAUUCAUCUCAAUAUAUAUUUAUCUGUUAAUCAGCCAGUUUUAUUUCCAUAAUACCUUUCAAUUAUCCUUGGAAGAUAUACACUGAAGUGCCUUUAGCAUACCUAGGACUGCCAAGAAUCUUGAUACUUUGCUUAUUAUGAGAUGACAUAUUUCUUAAAGACAUUUAUAAUCUCAUAUUCAGAUUGCAUCUAAAUUUACAAAGCAAAGGAUUACAUCGAGGCACUCACAGUAGCAUUCAAGAAAAAGGAGCUGCUUCAAAGUUUAAAACGUUUCUCGUUAUUUUAUGUUUGGACUAUAUAGUUAAGUAAUUUUCUGUAACCAGAGUGGUAAUUUUGAUGUUUUCAGCCAAAAUCCAAUCAUGAAAGCCAAAGAAAUGCAUGGCUACUCUAAUUUCUUAAGCAGGAUUCUGUCAAGAAUUAACUCAGAAGCAGCUGAUUCAGUGCCUACAUCUAGACAGAGCUUUAAUGAGGAUAGACAGAGCCUAACAGUGUUCUGUCUACUUCCUUUGAUGUUGUAAACCAAUAAGCACGGAGGUAGCUUUUCUCAGAAGGAAACAGAUUUUAUUUCCCAGGGGCUAAUUAAUAUGCACCACCUUAGUCCCCAGAGGACUGCACAGGUGCCUGUACUAUGCCAUAUGUCAUGUGCUAGAUUCCAGCAAGCUCAAGAGAUUAAUAUACGAUCAUUAUUAUGAAUUAUUAUGUUGCAUUGAAGUUAAUGUCGGUCUUUUGUUCUAAUUAAAGUACAAACUUGGCAUCUGAAUAGAUGCUUAGCUAGAGAAGAGAAGUCAAGUUAGAGUCUCUGUUUUAAUGAACUACAUACAUUUUUCAAUCAAAAUGUGUAAUUAUUUAAUUAUCUGGUCUGCUCAGUAAGUAUAUAAUUCUUUCCUUAAAGGAUCUUUAUUCGAUAUGUUACUCUGCAGAUGAACACUACCUGGAGUGUGUUUUGUCCUUUGAAAUUCUUGGCCAUUGUCAAAUCAGACUUUCAUUAUAUAUGCAGGAGUGUUUUAUUUAUAUUAGUAAUUAUUAUUUGUUUAUCUUUAUGUCAAGCUGCUGCAUAUGGACUACCUUACUCUGAGAGUCAGAACAAAAUGUGAUUACUCUACAAAGACAGUUUUAUCAUAUCUGUUUAAUAAGAAACAAACACACAAACAAGCAAACAAAAUAUUUUACCAUACCAUUGCAAAUUGUCUGCAGGAAGCAAAAUGCCCAGAUGGUUAAGUGUAGCUCGUAUAAUUAUAUUCCAAAGAUGUUAUAAAUAAUUCCAUUUAGAAGCUGAGAUAGGACUCUAUUAGGUGAUUUAGUGUUUACAUUUCACACAGAAAGGUUUAAUGGCAAAUAUAUCCCACACAUUUUAACUUGCUACUUGGAGAAUAUGAAUAGAUUGUUUUCAAAGAAGAAAAAAAAAGGUUUCUAGGACACUCUGAAGGACUAGUUUGUUUUUAUAGACCUCUAGAAAAAUCAGCACAUCAUUUUGAUACUAGUUUCAUAUUAUGUAUUUAAAAUGUUAAUAUAUACCAUGCAUUUUUAAUCAUGCCUUCAGUGUAGCAAUAUUUAGAUAUAUAAAAUGUUAUAAUAAAUAAAUUUUCUCAACUGUACAAUAGUAAAAAAAAAAUUAUGGCCUUUAAGAAUGAAGAUGAGCAGGGGAAGAUUUAUAAAUUAACUUGGGAUAAAUUUGGAGGACAACCUCUCCAAUUAAAUUUGCUUUGAUUUAAAACAAAUAUCUCUCAAGGGGUAUCCCCAUUACAAAAUUGCACUAAACUAUUAUAGUGUUGAAUAUUGUUCAAAAUACUUUGAUUAUCAUCUGUGAUUCCGAACUCUUUUUCUUCAUAGAAAAGAAAAAGAUUCAUUGUCAUUGUCUUUGCUGUGAUUGAUUUUUAAUGACAUUGAUUUAAAGGCACAUAUCUGUGUUUUUUUAAGUACUAUAUGGGGUUGAAUGUCUAAUUUCUAUAAUGUGUAGAUGCCCACAAGGAAUUUAGUGCUCUUUAUAUUUAGCCCAAGUGUGGUCUCAAUUUAUUGACAACUUUUUAAUGGAUUACUCCCAUGACUUAAUAUGCAGCUUACUUAGAAAAGUAUAUUGUGGUCUGGAGUGACAAAAAAAAAUUGGUUGGAAUACCAUAUCCAUUAAGAAUAUGAGUGAAUAUUUUAUAUUUCAGUCACUUAAAUGUUUGUACAUCAUUGAAAACAUAGUACUAUGAAGUAAAAGCACCUUUCAAGAAAUAUGUUCUGAUUCAGAAAUGCAAUGAGAAUGUGCAGUAAAAUGGUAAUAUUUAAAAUACCCACUUAAAAAUAUUAAAUAUAGGUGCAAAA
This is a messenger RNA of Leopardus geoffroyi (Geoffroy's cat), 10845 nucleotides long. RefSeq names its product N-acetylated alpha-linked acidic dipeptidase like 2 (gene NAALADL2). NCBI's taxonomy places the organism in Eukaryota, Metazoa, Chordata, Mammalia, Carnivora, Felidae. The record is from RefSeq and is a predicted model, not a curated record. The transcript has 15 exons. The coding region runs from base 949 to 3363 and encodes 804 amino acids.